AAAUAUCUGCCGUGGAAUAUAAGUWAUCAUCAUAAUCAUUACCCAACAGUCUCUCUCUUUAAUCUCACUUCUCUUAUGUACGUUAAUUUUGUCAAUCAGAUACGCAAAAUGCAGAUAUGACACCAUCUGUUGAARAUGAAACAGCUYCACAAGAAGGAACAUCGGUACAAGAAGCAACAGCAUCACCAGAAAACUCCAAUGCGGUAUGGUACACUGAUGAAGCUGAGAGGGACGCUUCUUCCCCCAAGCCAGAGGGGUAUUCUACCACAGUGGUAGGGGGAGUAGUUGUACGGAAACCUUUAUCAUCAAGUUCCUCUCCUGAACACAAGAAAUCCUCACCUGUYAGCACACGAGGRUCAAAGUUCAAGAUGUCAUGGGGGUCAAUCUUCAAAAGAAAAACUUCAAAAUCAGAUAUGAAACCCACUGAGACUGAACAGCUUGAUGGGAAUGAUGGGGUCAUUGAAGAUAGCAGCCAUGUAGCAAAGGAAAGCACACAGGAAGUUGAUAACAUUGAUGYAGGGAAGGAAACAAGCACUMRUAAUGUGGAGGAACCAACAAAGACUUCARAAGACAGUUUACAGACUACUGAACCAGCUCAUGAAGAAAGCAACGGUGGAGGAGCGAUAUUUUCAUCGUGGAAGAGAAAGUGGGUCGUUCUAAAAGAGCGUCAUUUGUAUUAUUUCAAGACGUCAUUCGAUAUCGAGGCUGGUGGGGUUAUAUUUCUGGACGAGAAACGUUCWGUUAGUGCUGCUCCUGAGCUGAAAAGAAAAUAUGCUUUUAAAGUUGACUGCCAAGACCCCAAAGCUCAAAAGCUUUUCCUCGCGGCGGACUCUCAAGAAGCAAUGGAUAAGUGGAUAUCAGUUUUGUCUGCUGCAAAACGAGGAGAAGUCAUCAUACGKAAAACAAACCAGCAAAGUAAUGACAAUGUCAAGAUGCGCAAGAAAACCAGUUCAAUGAAUAAACGUUGUGGUAGCGUAUUAGGUAUUGGUGGCAUUUAUGAGUAUGACGGGAACCUGCAAAAAACCUCACCCACCCAGAGACGGGCAUCAUUUGGCUCUUCCCCCAAGGAAAACCAAAAACAAUUAGAUCUUACAGUAAUGGCCAGCGGUGGAGGAGAUCCACCUAAUGAUCUCAGUGGACAAGAAAAGCACGAGGAAGCACYUGAGMCUGCCACGCCCAUCUCYGUCCCCGAAAAAACUGAAGCCGAAGCGAAAAUCGAAAAAAUAGAUGAAAGCGAAGUUGAAAAAACUGAAAUGUCGCAAACGAUUGAGUCUACUGACAAGGUUGACCCAGCUUCGCCUAACGAUGAGUCUAGAGUCUCAAACACUGAUGAAAAAGAUSAGGAAAUCACUCCAGAAAUAWCGCCYUCCGUGGAAGAAUCGCCAUCUGAAGAGAGUCUAUCAUCAAAGGACGAARCAAAUAUAGCACCUUUUGAACAAGUAGUCGCUUGUACGGAAGAACAGCUSAACCAAUCACAAGAAAAAUGUGAAGAAGCGAGCCAAGUGGCUGGCAYAACAGAACAGAUUAGCCAGAUUAGUUCGUCUGAACAGACGAACCUGUCAGAGGAGAAAACAGAAGACAUUAGCCAAUCAGAAGAGAGAACAGAACUGGUCAGCCAAUCACAGGACACAACUGUACAGGUCAGCCAAUCACCGAACAAAGCAGAACAAAUUAGCCAAUCACAGGAGAAAACAGAAGAGAUUAGCCAAUCAGAAGAGAGAACUGUACAGGUCAGCCAAUCACAGAACACAACUGUACAGGUCAGCCAAUCACGGGACACAACAGAAACGAUUNGAAUACCGAGUAAAGAGAGAGAUUUGAAGGCAGUGGAUGAAAUUUUAAGCCAGGAUAUUAACCGCCGAUCCCUUCAUGAAUGGUCAAAUCGCUACUCAGAUCUUGCCGAAGACAUAAUUGGAGAACCAUUAGAUGACAAUGAACAAGAUAGCGACCCUUGCAAAGCAAAACAUGAGGAAGAGAUGAACACUAGCGAACGAAGUGAUAGUGAUGCAUUAAACGCGGCAGACAAGAACAAASAGAAUGUCUGCUUUGACACGAAAGAAACGGAAGAGGGGGUAGAGAAGAAAGUCUCUAAAACAAAGGGCUCUGAGGAAGAGAGUAACACCGAAAUUAAGAGCAGCGAAGAAUGUCACGACAGCCAAAACAAAGGUGAAAAUGAUAAAAUACCUGAUAUUGAACAGGAAGAUGUUUCAAGUGACGAAGGCAAAUCGAAAGGAAAGGGUAUGCAAGAUGAGAACGAUUCCAGAAAGGACAUUCCUGACCAGGAAGAUUUUGAUACAAAAUUAUAA
This is a messenger RNA of Exaiptasia diaphana, 2306 nucleotides long. RefSeq names its product connector enhancer of kinase suppressor of ras 2. Lineage: Eukaryota; Metazoa; Cnidaria; Anthozoa; Actiniaria; Aiptasiidae. The record is from RefSeq and is a predicted model, not a curated record.